Messenger RNA from Pneumocystis jirovecii RU7, 1083 nucleotides. RefSeq lists its product as uncharacterized. Gene Ontology annotation, cellular component: cytoplasm; nucleus. Bases 1 to 1083 code for a protein of 360 amino acids. NCBI's taxonomy places the organism in Eukaryota, Fungi, Ascomycota, Pneumocystomycetes, Pneumocystales, Pneumocystaceae. Gene Ontology annotation, molecular function: mRNA binding. The record is from RefSeq and is a predicted model, not a curated record. Gene Ontology annotation, biological process: regulation of gene expression. The transcript is spliced from 3 exons.
AUGUCAGAUCCUAAUACUAUUGCUCAACUUCUCUCAGCAUUGGCACAACAACAGCCAGAAACAGCCCCAAUAAGAGCUCAUAUGCAUAAGACAGAAGCUUCAAAUGUUCCAGUAAACACAUUUUUAGGAGAAACGUUAAAUGGCAUGCUUAAUGGGUCAUUUAAUACAACAUCGUUAAAUCUAGAACAUAUACGUCCAUCAUCAUCAGGAACACUUUCAUUAGCAAAUAUUAUGUCAAACGUUAACCCAGCAUCCCAUUUGAGUGUAUCUGACAUGUAUUCAUCAAGCAAACUACAAAAGACGCAUAGAGCGUCCAAGGAGCUGGGAUAUGAUGAUACACGGUCUAGAAGAGACGAUUUCUAUGACCGUGACUGGAGAGAGAAAGGAAUGUUUUCAAAAACGCAACGCCGUAGAACCAAAUGUGCAAAAGAUCGGUCUAUUAGUCCUAUACGGAAAAAGUCGUCCAAAAAACCAAAAGUAGUAGAAACAGUUAAGAUUGAAACGAAUUUUGUUGGGUUGAUUAUUGGUCGUGGAGGAGAAUCACUUAAACAUAUUGAACAAGAGACAGGUGCUCGUGUACAAUUUUAUCCAGAGCGAACAAGCAUAAUGAAUCAACGUAUGGCAACAAUUUCAGGAACACAAGCGCAGGUAGAUACUGCAAAAAAGCGGAUAUUUUCAGUAAUCGAAGAAAACAAAAUUUUAAAAGGUUUAGCGUCUAGUAUGAAGAAUAAUAUAGAAGAUAUAAAUAAAUCUGCACAAGAAAACGGAUACAGUUCAAUUCAGAUUUAUAUUCCAAACAAAGCAGUGGGGAUGAUAAUUGGGAGAGGAGGUGAGUCAAUUCGAGAUCUUCAGGAACGGUCAAAAACGUAUAUUAAUAUUGCACACGAAAAUGAAACAAUUCAUGGAAUGCGUCCAGCAUAUAUUUUUGGUACAUCGGAAUCAAUCCAAAUCGCAAAAAAUAUGAUUGAUGAAAUCAUAAAGACAGAUAGUGUUAUUUCAUUUGAAGCUGAAAAUCCUCCCGAUCCUACACUGCAAACACCGAAUAUUACAGAAAUUGCGCAAGAAUCGCAAACAUCAAUAUAA